This is a messenger RNA of Metopolophium dirhodum (rose-grain aphid), 1364 nucleotides long. Its product is annotated as gametocyte-specific factor 1-like. Bases 463 to 837 code for a protein of 124 amino acids. The record is from RefSeq and is a predicted model, not a curated record. The transcript has 2 exons. Lineage: Eukaryota; Metazoa; Arthropoda; Insecta; Hemiptera; Aphididae.
UUAAUGCCAUUAUGGCACUACUGUACUAGCCACUAACUUUCAUCAGCUAUUCUGUGCCACUAAUGCAUAGAUAAUAUAUUCUUAUAUUAUCUAUGCACUAAUUUCUAAUAGUCCGUGACCAUGAUUAAAGAUAUUCAAAUAUACGAUUUUAAAUUAUAAAACUUAAAUUUAAUAAUAUAAUCUGUGAUAAUAUUUUGUCAUGACCAACUACAACUGCCAAGCUAGUCUCCUACACUAUUUCUAUUUAAUAGAAAUCUGUGUAAUUUGUAGUUUUACCACUAAAUAUAGAUAACUAUUUUUUUUCAGCUGUACUUGUUCAGUGUCUCUUUUUUAACUAUUGCUAAUGUCUAUAAUUUUUAACUAAUAUAUUAAAAUCUACAUUAUUUAUCCCGCAACGCAUGGAUUUCAGAUAAUCGGAUCCACAUUUUGAUUGCAACAUUGUGAAAAGCAACUAUAUAAGAAAUGUCUUUGUCACAAGACUCAAGAAAUGAUGAUCCAUCCACAUGUGAGAUUGUCGAUUUUGGUAUCUACUAUUUGGACAUGGUGCAGUGUCCAUUAAAUCCAAACCACAAACUUCGACGUCACAGGUUGCCAUAUCAUAUUUUAAAGUGCAGAAAGAAUUUUCCGGAUAAAGUGCAAUGCCCUUAUGGACAUUACUAUUAUUUAGAAAAACACGAAAUGGCUAAUCAUUUACAGACAUGCCCUCAUAAGCCGAGGACAGCUCAAGCUGAAGAAAUGCAACCAUACAAAGUACAAGCUCAACAAGCUAGAAAUGAGAAUAUCAAAUACAACUAUGAUGUUGACAACUAUACAAUUGAUGAACCCUAUUGGGAUUAAUUUUGUUAAACCAUUUUUUUUACAUAAAAUUUAAAUUUAACUGAUACCACUUAUUAUUAAAUACCAUUAAAAACUGUUGAAUAUUAUAUAAGCCAAUGAUAUUUUUACUGUAAGGAUAGAAGCAAAUGCCUACAGGCUUUGAUCAAAUUUUCAUUUUUUUAAAAAAAUUUUCAAGUAAUUCAAGGCAUUAACUAGCUUUUUUUUUAAAAUAAUAAUCAUUACAAUAACUGCCAAAAAAUGUAUGUGAAUUUGAUUAAUAUAUUUUUAACUUAAAAAUAUGCUCUCAUUAAAUAAAUUAUGUAAUAAGAAUAUAUUGUAUAGAAUAAGUUACGCAGCUGUGUUAAUUGCAUAACAAUAUUUCUAUAUUAUUACUGCAUUUAUCACCAAUAAUUAGUCAUUGUAAGACAAUUUAAUUUAAUUUACUUAUUUUAUUUUAAUGGACAUUUUUAAAACAAAUGUAAUUUUAAUUAUUUGUAUUAAAUAACUACAUGCUCAUUGAAACCAAAUAAACAUUAGUUGACUUCUCA